AUGGGUGUAAAGGGUCUCUGGCAGCUGCUUCAGCCAGUCGCUAGGCCUGUAAAACUUGAAAUGCUGGGCGGCAAGAGAGUCGCGAUAGAUUCUUCCAUCUGGCUCUACCACUUUCUUCGAGCUAUCAAGGAUAAGCAAGGCCACACCCUCACCAAUGCCCACAUUCUCGGUUUCCUGAGGCGUAUACUCAAAAUCCUGUUUUAUGGCCUCAAGCCUGUAUUUGUAUUCGACGGUGGCGCGCCUAAGCUCAAGAAAUCUACCAUUUCUGAGCGCAAGAACAGACGAGAGGGUGCACGCCAGAGCCACGCAUUGAUAGCGUCUAAGCUUCUUUCCGCACAGCUGCGCAAGGCAGCUAUACAGCAACAACAGAAGGCUGAAAAGCGUCCUUCUAAAAGUGGUAUAGACAACGACGACGCAGAUGGAGAUGGGAAUAUAGCUUAUCUCGAUGAUCUCAAUAACACAGCUUCACCAGCAAAAAAAGAGCAGAAAGCAGCAACGCAGAAAAAAAGGCGUCUAGAUCCCUACGAAUUACCAGCAGCACCUCAGCGUCCCAAGUCCAGCAUACCCGAUCCGCGUCUAGCUACUGAAGAUGAGCUGCGUGAUUUCAUAUCGACAAUGAAACCAUCAGAUUUCGACACCACUUCCGAUGCAUUCAAACAGCUUCCUCCGGAAGUGCAGUACGAGCUGAUUGGUGAUAUGAGAUUGAAGUCGAGAAGCACAUCUUUCUCUCGCUUAGAGAAUAUGUUACGAAAAUCGUCGACAGCUAUCGAUUUCUCUAGAGCUCAGAUUAAUAAUUUGAUGCAAAGGAACGAUCUCACUCAAAAACUCAUCAACCACUCCGAAGGUAUGGGUAAAGAAGAAGACGCGCCGGUUGCUUUACGCGUUUCUACUUCGCGGAAUAGAGAGUAUGUCCUCAUGCGUAAGUCUGACAAUGAAGGUGGUGGAUGGGUGCUCGGUAUACAAGACAAGCGAGGUGAAAAAGGUCAGAAACCGAUUGAGAUAUCGAGUGAUCAUGAGAAUGAAUAUGAAAAUGAUGAAAUGCACGUUUCAGAAGACACAGAUGAGGAUGAUUUUGACAUGGAGGAGGUGAACAUACCUCCAGCUGUGGUAACAGAUAUUCCAGUGGUGGAAGAUAGACCAUCUUCAACGCCACAGCCACCGCAACUUGGAUUCGAAGAGAAUGAAGCGCAGUCUACCGGUCUCGAUGCUGCUUUAGAUGAGAGUAUGGUAACCAAAGCCAAAGAAGAUAGCUUGAGACUGCUGAAGGAAUCUACACGCAGACAUCAAGAAAAGGAAAAUGCUACUGAGAGUCUUGACAAGCAGCUGGAUUCCAUCAAGCAUGUGAGGGGUACUGGGAGUGUGGAAGCGUCUAAAAAAGUGGAUCAUACACCGCCCGAUGUUAGACAAACCAUUGUAAAGCCUCCAGUCAAAGCCACAUCUGAACGGAAGAUGAUACCAAAGUAUGUACCAGCUAAACCACGAGGAGAGAAGAAGCGGAAUGUCACGCUGCAAGACUUUCAUGCUAAGCAGCCGCAGCAGCUUCCUCAGGAGACACCCCCACCUGACAAAGAUAUUCCGUUGUUCCCUGACGAAAGUGAGGAGGAAGAGGCACAGGAACAGGAGCAGAAGGAAAAGGAAUCUAUGAGCAGCGAUGCUGAUAUGGAGGCGGUUUACUCGAAAGAGAAAGACGAAGUCAAGGAAAAAACUGAAAAUGUUCGUGAGCAGAAGCAGGAGCCGUCAGGGAUGAUACCAGAGAAACCAAGUAGUCCAAUUACAGUGAAGGAGGAAAAGGUCGAGCCACUACCUCAGCCUUACGAUGUGACGGAGAAGGAAGAGUCAAUUGAAGCUUCAGGCGCAGUACCAGCGCAGCCUGAUACUGGAGGUGUAGGAUUAGACUCAGAUUCCGAAAGCGCUUAUAGCGGCUGGGAGCCAACACCUUCACCCGAAGCAUCCACUUCUGCUGAGCAGGCAGUUGAGCAUGAAAUAGAGCAAGCAGUUGCAUAUGCCGCUGAACAAACCACGGAGCAGCCAAAAAUGCAACCCGAUGGUGCGCGAGAAAUGUCACCACCAAUCGACAUUGACGCCUCCGAUAAUGAAAUGGAAGCGCAAGAAGCGAUAGAGAAUGAAGAAAAGGACUAUAUAGCAUUCAGUAGCAAAGCGAAUAACAAAAAUUAUGAUGAGAUGCUUGAUGAAGCAGACAAGGAUAUUCGACGUUUACAGCAGAGUGCGAAGAAAAUGUCGGGUGGUAGUGACGACCCUACAGUUCAGAUGACUGGCGAAAUACAGAAAAUGCUCAAAGCUUUCGGUAUUCCUUAUAUAACAGCUCCAAUGGAAGCUGAGGCGCAAUGUGCGAAACUCGCCCAACUAAAUCUAGUAGAUGCAGUUAUAACAGAUGACAGUGAUAUCUUUCUGUUCGGUGCGCCCAUCGUAUACAAGAAUAUGUUCAACGAUAAGCAGUUUGUGGAGUGCUACGUGUUGGGCGAUCUGGAGAAAGACCUGUCUUUGUCUCGCGAUAGACUUAUUGAACUGGCAUAUAUCCUUGGAUCAGAUUAUACAAAUGGCUUCAGUGGUGUGGGACCAGUCAUGGCCAUGGAACUAUUGGGUGAUUUUGCUCACGAGUCCCCCAACACGCUCACUGGAUUCAAGAAUUGGUGGACAAAGGUUCAGAAUGGCAAGGAUACUCAACAGGAUACGAGUACGAAAUUUAGAAAGACAUUUAAAAAGAAGAAUAAGAAUUUGCUUCUCGAUAAGGAGUUCCCGGAUUCUGGUGUCAGAGCUGCUUACUACGGUGCACAGGCUGAUGAAAGCAAUGAAGAGUUUGUGUGGGGUAUACCGGAUCUCGAUUCUUUGAGAGAUUAUCUUUACAAUUAUCUGGGAUGGCCUGCUCAUAAGACUGACGAUACUAUCAUACCUGUCAUCAAGCACAUGAACAAUAGGAAACCAGCGCCUCAAACAUCUCUCGAUAGGUUCUUUGAUGAUAGCGCGGGUAGUGGUGUGUUAGGUCCACGCCCAAUGGCUGCGUACUCCAGCAACCGCCUGAAGGAGGUAGUGAGAGCGUUUAGGGGUGGUAGAGUAGAAGACGACAACGAGGAGGUGGACGAAGAUACAGGCAGCAGCAGAAGUAAUGGUAAAGGUAGAGGUAGAGGUAGAGGCAAUGGCAAGAAAGUGACCGCCAGACCACGCAAAUCAGCCAAAAAUCAGAAGGAGGCUACUAAAUCCACAAAGAAAAGGAAGAAGGUGAGCAGCGAAGAAGACGACGCUAGCGAUAAUGCUAGUGCAUGGGAUAGCGAGGACAAUUAG
Molecule: messenger RNA, 3300 nt
Organism: Wallemia ichthyophaga EXF-994
Lineage: Eukaryota; Fungi; Basidiomycota; Wallemiomycetes; Wallemiales; Wallemiaceae
Product: DNA repair protein RAD2
Exons: 5
Coding region: 1-3300 (1099 amino acids)
Biological process (GO): nucleotide-excision repair
Cellular component (GO): nucleus
Molecular function (GO): DNA endonuclease activity; single-stranded DNA binding
Source: RefSeq, a predicted model, not a curated record